Plasmodium vivax (malaria parasite P. vivax) is the source of this 1914-nucleotide messenger RNA. RefSeq lists its product as hypothetical. The transcript has a single exon. Bases 1 to 1791 code for a protein of 596 amino acids. Lineage: Eukaryota; Apicomplexa; Aconoidasida; Haemosporida; Plasmodiidae. The record is from RefSeq and is a predicted model, not a curated record.
AUGGAGGAAGGGAAGGCAAAGUGUCACAUCAAGUUGAAGAAGAGCGAGCAGAAGAGUAGCACCCGGAAGAGAAAGACACUGGACGUGUUUGAAGGGUUACAUGGUAGCCAUGAUGAUGGGAAAGAUAAAAAUGAGACGGAGGAACGGACAGCUGCAAAGGCACAAAAAAUUAGGGGAAUAAAAAACGGGCAAAUUAUAACUGAGCCCAGGGACGAUUUGGAGAAACAAACCCAUUCAGCAACGUCCCAUUUUAUUCGUUCCCUACAGGAGAAGCUUGAGCGAGUUCAAAAUAAGAAGAAAAUUGUUUAUUUGAAUUUUCCCCAAAAAGGGGGAGCCGGGUUAAGUGAAAGGCAGCCUGAUGGGGAACUUGUCCGAGUUAGCACCCCGGAUGGUAAGAAGAGGGGUGGAAGUCGAACGGAGGAGGGAGGACCCGACGAGCUGUCAGCGGGUUCGGCGGGUUCAGCGGGUUCAGCGGAUGGAGUGGAGCCAAGUGAUCAUUCGCAGGGAGAGGACUCAUCGGGCCUAGCGGCAGACGACUCCGAAUUAGCAGCCGACUUCCCCCAGGGCCUAAAGCAGCAAAACGAAGCGCGCAAGUACCCCAUCUCGGAGGAGAGCCUGACGUAUAAGAGGAAACUCUUCCUCGAAAAAUUUCACAAAAACGAAAAGGAGUCCAUUUUUAAAAACGAAAUGAGCAUGUACACAGAUUUUGAUGACCAUCACAUCCAGGUGGAAAACUACGGGAAGCGCAUUCUGCGCAAAAUGGGAUUCGAUGAAGAGGCCUACAAUCGGUACAUCAAUCAGUACUACCAGGAACGGAGCGACAAGAACUACUUUGACAGGAUAUAUGAGUCCUUCCAGGCCAGGGAGUUUCGGUUCACCGGAGUGGGCGCGGAGGGGGAGAUGAAGGAGAAUAUGCAGCGGAUUAGGGGGAGAAGCGGGAGCAGCGGCGGAAGCGGAAGUAAGGGAAGAAGUGAGAGUAGAAGUGAGAGCAGGACGGGGCGAACGAACAGACGAAGCGGAUUCAGCGAGCGAAACGAUAAGCCACAUGACCACCCCCAGAGGAGCAAAGGCAAAGGGGAACGCAGAGAAGAAGCCAGGUGCGCGGACCCCCGCCCGAGGGACAACACGGAUGACCUAUUUGAAGGACUCAUUGUGAAAAUUAAUUUAAAAACGCAUGAGUUUUACAAACGAAAGGGGGUCAUACUGUACAGGGGGUGGAGAAGGAGGAGGGGAGUGGAGACCAAGGGGAGGACCACCGGGGGGGGAGCAGACGAAACGAGGUGCGUCCUCGGCUUGCUCCUUUUUAAAAGCCACAAAUAUAUUCAUCUGUACAAGGAGAUGAUUAAGGAGAAGAUAAAGGACUACCUAUCGUGGAAGGGGGACAGAGGAGGGAAAAAGCAGACGGGGGAUGACCCCAUCCGAGACGACCCCCGUGUGGAGGAUCGCCAACACGAGAGGAAGCAAUUUUGGGAGCUCUUCCUCAAACGGCUAAUAAAAAAGGUUGAACGAGAUAGGAAGGAUGACCAUGGGGAGAGGAAUAACAAAUCUAAGCAGCCAUUUCACCUGACCGAAGUGAAGCCCAAAUAUGUAGAAACGAGCAUCAGUGAGGACACAGUCAAAUGUAAGGUAGUCCGGAGAGGUGUCUGCCACCCGAAGGGAGACACGUCUUUGUAUAAACAGACCGUCAAGUUGAAGAAGAUCAACGGAGAUUGCGCGCACGUCCAGGUUGAAGGGGGGCACCUUUUGAGGCUCUCCCUGGAUGACGUUUGCCAAUACAUAAGCCACGUGUGAUUUGGGAAGCGGGGCCCCAUUCGUGGUGGUGUGUAGUGGCUCUGGUGGUACAUUUGGUGUGCCAGCGGAAUAGUGCUCCUCUCUCCGUUUCACUCGCACCCCCACUGGUACUAUUUUGUCUCC